Messenger RNA from Callorhinchus milii (elephant shark), 3958 nucleotides. RefSeq names its product coiled-coil domain containing 142 (gene ccdc142). The transcript is spliced from 13 exons. The coding region runs from base 267 to 3647 and encodes 1126 amino acids. NCBI's taxonomy places the organism in Eukaryota, Metazoa, Chordata, Chondrichthyes, Chimaeriformes, Callorhinchidae. The record is from RefSeq and is a predicted model, not a curated record.
UACUGCGUGCAGCUACAUGCUGUAUUUGGUGAUAGGUAUCUAAUAUGACCAUUUUAGAUACCUUCAGAUUGGGCACCUGGUGCUUUAUGAAUUAAUAAAAAUUGUGUACAAUCAUCACAACUUGUAUCAAUCACAGAUGAAAAGAAACCUGAAAUUACAGGUCUCCAUGGGAGGGGAAAUGCACUACUGUAGAAAGUGAAGUAUGUUUAUGAAGCUGACAAAGAAAGUUCAGGGCUGCAUUUUGGCUUCAACUUCACAAUUGGCAGAUGUCGCAGGCGUCUGGUGGGAUGUUGUUUCCUUUGAGCACGCUAGUGGGACAGAAAAGGGUAUCUCCAGCUGAAAUGGAGGACAGAGAAGUGGAGGAUCUCCUAGAAUCAGAUAAGCGAGAGUCAUCUUCUCCAAAGGCUCUUGAAUUGCAAAUGAUCCCAUCAACUGAAGAUAACGAUGAUGUAGCAGUUAUCACACCACCAGAUGAUACAGAAGACAUCAAACCCCAGAUGAGAUCAUUAAGCCCCUUGUCAUUGACAAGCAUAUCACCAGAUGAAACUGUGCAAAAAGAAAAACCUGAUCAUUUAAAUGGGCCAGGUUCAGGGCCACCAUACAGUUUUACAAAGUCGUUGCAGAAGGCUGAAGCUCUACUGUGGAAUAGACUUCAACCUGGAUGGAAAUGGCUAAUGAAGCAACGAGCAGAAGGUGGUUUUUCAGAAGUGGAUAGUGAUGAUUCAUUGUUAUCUUCAGAUCCAGAUGGCAUCUCCAUCUCAGGAAAACUGGCUAAUGUGGAGCAGUUUAUCUUAGGCCUGAAUAAAUGUUGUCAACUACAACGAGGUUUAAAAGGUGCUUUGCUUCAGGGUCAUGUGAAAUCAUUAUCCUCAGAUGUUCCUUUUAUCUCUGAGUUUCAUUACCAUCCAUCCAUUUCUAAUUUGGGAAAGCAUUACGCCAAGCUUCAUUUACUAAUGGAGACCAGAUCUCGUCUCGUUCUCAAUAAAGUGUAUGCCAGCCGUUUAAUGGAUGCAUCUGAAUUUGUACGAAGACUGACUGGUUUGCUGAUGCACCAAGAGCAUGAAAUGUCAAAAAUAGAACUGGAUGAUAUAAGUGUCACAUCUGUUAAGGGACUUGGAGGUCUUUGCGAGGAGCUAAAAUGCCAUACAAACCACUGGAAAUGCCUUGGUGAAAAAAUUAGAAACGACCCCUGGCUAAGUCCUCAACUUUUGUAUAUGAAAGAAAACCUUCAAUAUAUGAACAAGACUUUGACAUUAUUAAGCUUGUAUGCUGUUUUUCUUAUGGAACAAUAUAUUUGCACAAUAAUUUGUACUUUAGCUUGCUCCCAGCCAUCUAGUAUGUCCUCAAAAUCCCUCUGGGAAUUUUUUCAUGGUCUGGAAAUAUUCAACAACAUUGUAUCAGAGUUCAAAAUAGACCACUCAUAUCUUAAACUGCAAAACCAUGUUGAAGAAAUGAAUGUAAAUGAAUCGGAUUUACUCUCCCAAAGCCUGAAAGUAAACAUGUGUAGGCGGAAUGGGAACUGGCAUAUUGAACCAUUUCUUAUAGAUAGAGUGUUGAGGAUUUUGGCUGAUGAACGAGGAAGAAUAGCAGCCCAACAUUUUUAUGAAGUUAUCAGUACAAAUAAUACAUUUCUUUCAACCGCAAACCAAAAUGGUUUGAACAGCCUAGAAUGGGAAAAUAUAAAUGUGCCUUUUCUUCAGACAGAUAUGGGUGACGACCUUAAUUUUUUUUGUGGUAAAGAAAUAAAAAUAAGUCUAUGUCGACCAAAACUGGGGGCUGGUCAACUGGCAUUGGGACCUUGUAGCUCAAUAAACUCCAUCCAGGAAUUCUGCUUGGAGGACAAGGAACUCAUGAACUAUAUUUUUGAGGGUCUUAUUACCUCUAACAUGCUUUGGCAGCUUGUUCUAAACCGACCCAAACCUGAUCAACUGCAGGAAAGUAAAUCUGGUGGCCUGCAGAUACAGGGCAACGUAAUGCCUUUAGCAGAAAACUACCCUCAACGAGGCUCAGAAACAAAGCAAAAUGACGAAAUAAAUCCAAACCCUCAUUUAUCCCCAAUCAGGAGAAAAUCUGUCCACUGGCAGGACUCCUCAAAUUCUGAAGGAAAAGCUCUGCUGCUUUCAAACUAUAGGAAUAUGAUGUGGAAAGCAUUUGGAACCCAUUUGAGAGAUCAGUUCUACUUACAGCCAUGGCUUUCUUAUGACCCUUGUAACAAUGCCAUUGGAAAUAUAGACCAGUGCAAAGCUCAGAUCACUGUACUACUUACUCAAGUAUUGCAUGAAGCAUGUUAUAAAGGAUUACUACCAGGGGAUUGCGAGCCAGUCAUAAAGGAUCUUUGUCUCCACAUGCUCUCAAGGGUUGCCCUCAUUCAUUGGGAUCAAGUUUUCUGCCAUGCCUUGGGAUCAGGGUUGAAGGACAGAUGUUUUUGUGAUCCUGAGAGCAUUGGAGACGGAGUGAGAAGCAAGACAGCUGGCCUUUUCCUGGAGCUUUUUCGCCCUCUUUGUGCGAUACUGACCUGGUUGAACUUGGAACAAAAUCAGCGUGAAGGUUCGAGCACUGGAGUGGUCUGUAAGCUUGCAGUGCCACACAUUUUAUUGCCAACAAUGACUCAUUGCCUCGUUACAGUCCAGGCUUCGUCAUAUUGGCUGAUGACGAAAGCCUUCCAAUUUCUUUCUUUUUGGUCUUUGAACCAGUUUCUACUGGUAACACAAGGAGAUUUAAAAUUUCUCAGGGUGGUAGCGGAGAAGAUCUCACACCUUGCAGAAAUCUUUUGCAUCGAGGAGAUGGGCAGCCAAGGCAUCCAGGAGGUUUUAAUGUCGGCAAAAGUGACCGCACUAGCAAAAGAUCUCAGGCAAAGUGCAGCUAUUAUCAAUGCAUUCUCAGAGAAAGUAUUGAAGAUAUUUUCAGCCGACUGCAAAAAGAUGACAAUUGAAAUAUUUGAGCAAACCAUGCCUGUGGGAAGACACUGGAGAAUAAAUUACCGAUCAGUUGAGCUCCCAAGCAACCCCAGUGAAUAUGCAACUGCUGCUGUACAGGCUGUGAUUGGCCAGGUUCUGGAGGGAAUCCAGCCACUUCCAGAAGAUGCUCAAAUCAUUCCUUUAACCAUGGCCUUGACUGCUUUUAUGGAGGGCUGGAUGGAUCAUAUUCUUAAGCAAAAGAUCAAAUUCAGUGUCCAGGGUGCCUUGCAGCUGAAGCAGGAUUUUGAUAUGAUCAGAGAUUUAAUCCGUUCAGAGAAACAUGGAUUGUCUUUUGAGGUCAGGCAGACUCUCCUGUCUCUCCGUGUCUUCCAACAAAUGGACAAUGCCAUUAUCUGCCUCUUGCAGCAACCUACCAGGAAGAUCUAUGCCCCAUCAAAUACCUGGGAGCCAUUCCGGAGAUGCUGCUCCUCUUCCACCAGGACAGUUGACUUCAGUCAUGGGAGCUUGAAUAGCCUUGACAGCCUGGAUUUGCAGACUGGAAGGACCAGAGCAAUCUUACAGCCUGAAGCUCCCACAGCCUCUGACCUUCUCAGCAAAAUUAGGGCAACUGGGCACCCAGAGUCCUAUUUGGCUGUAAAUCAGCAGGAGUGGCUUGCACUGAGAGUGGGUAGUGAUAGACGGUGGAAAGCACUCCGUUUGCCUUGUAUGAAGAAGAGCCCUGAACAAUGAUUUGUUAAUAUUCUUAGCACUGUGCUCCCCAAGUGUUUCAUUUUGAUUUCUAAAUUAUAAUAUCCAUUUAAAGUCUGAGCCAUAGAAAAGUAUUACACCAAAGCACUUUAAUGCAUGCUUUUUCCUUUCAUUUGAAAUACUGUGCUAGUUUGGAAGCAUUCAGCCUUGACUUAUCUGAACUGGGAAAGGGUUAAGCUUCCUUUAUGGUCAAUAAUUGACCUUGAUUCAAGGGAAAAUCUUGAGCUGUUUUGUAACUCUUGUGAAAAAUGAACAUAAAGUUAAAUAUUAAAAAAAUGAUGAUAGACCUAAAA